CCAGUGUUCCUAGUAACAGAGGUGAAACGUGUUGGAGCUUGGGUCACCACGUGUUUAGUUGCCGCGCCAUCUCAUUCGAGUUAAGCAUAGUACUCGCGUUUGCCCGCAGCUGUACGUGCAGCAUACUUAAAAUGGAGCGCAUGUAGCAUCCAGAAAUCUGUUCAUUACCGGAAAAAUAACAGAACGGUGAAGUAACCAAGUAAGGUUCAAGUCACGUUCACAGCAGUCUACAAAAUGUCAACUGCUGCCUUGACAGAUGCCAUUUCCACUGUCACGUCUGCUAUUACAUCUGCAACGACUGGUUUCUCAACCGAACAAUUUCAAUCCGAUGUACUAUGGAUGAUAAUAGUUGGAUUUAUUAUCGCAUUUGUUCUCGCUUUUGCUGUUGGCGCAAAUGAUGUGGCCAACAGUUUUGGUACGACUGUUGGUUCAGGGACACUAACUCUAAAACAGGCAUGCAUCUUGGCCUCUAUUUUUGAAACUCUUGGUGCUAUUUUACUUGGUGCCAAAGUAGGUGCAACAAUCCGCAAGAAAAUCAUAGAUGUCAAUAUUUAUUCUGGACAACAAGCUCUGCUUAUGGCUGGUAACAUCAGUGCCAUGUUAGCGUCAGGAUUAUGGCAACUAAUUGCAACGUUCCUGAAACUACCAGUAUCUGGCACACACAGCAUAGUUGGUGCAAUCGUUGGUUUUUCACUUGUAGCACAUGGUGCUGAUGGAGUUAGCUGGGUUAUGAUGGGGAAAAUAGUUGCAUCAUGGUUCUUGUCACCCUUGUUAGCUGGUGGAAUGGCCGCUGCAUUUUAUGUUCUUUUAAGAGUUCUUAUUUUUCAGAAGGAUGAUCCUGUUUACCCUGGUUUGAUAGCCAUGCCAGUAUUAUACGGUUGCACUAUCGGCAUCAACUGUUUCUCAGUUUUCUUUUCUGGUGCUCCAUUGCUUGGAUUCAACUAUCUCUCAGUUGGAGCUGAUAUUGGAAUAGCCAUCGGCAUCAGUGUUGUUGUUGCAUUGGUCGUGCAGUUUGUGGUCGUAAAAAAGAUGCGUGCUUCUAUUGAAAGAAGCAGAAGUGAAAUUGUCAACCAAGCUGCAGUUUCUGAUCCUGACAACCAGCAAUUGUCAGCGGUGGGCAGCAAGAAACAUGUCAAACUUCCAACUGUGAUGGAAACCAUAUCAGAGAAAGAAUCUCCUGAAAGCAGCAAUGCUAAGUUGGCUGAAAACUGUAAAAAAGUAAACGCUAACUGCAGUAAAAUCACAGACGAAAAAAUGCCAAGAACAAAUGGAGAUGGCCAUUGUCACAAGCGAACUCGUAAUUCUUCUACAAGGGAUUAUUUUACUCCUAAAACUGUGGAGGAGGCAAAAAUGCUUCGACAAGCAUCUUCAAAACGUUCCAAAUCAACAGGACACGAUAUACAUCACUCUUCGGUGAGGCUUCCACCUUUGUUGCAGAUGGAAAAGCAAGUUUUAAAGACAAGUGUAGCACUUCCGAGUGUAAAGCAAAUCAAGGAUGAAAUUCGUCGGAAUUUUUCCGAACCAGCAAUGAUCACAAUCACAGAGAAAUCUGACGCUGAUGUGUAUGAGGUGUUUAUUAAUAGACAACGUAAUCUUGUCACUAUACAGAGGAAAAAUGAACAUCUACCUUCUUACAGUAGUGUUGACGCCAAAGGAGACGGUUCUCAUGAGUUGGAGAACUUGUUAUCAGCUUAUCCGCAAGAUAUGAAGUUCGAGGAAUGUUUUGAAGAAAGCGACGAUGAAGGAUUGGCAAUGAAGCCAACAGCACAGCUACAAGAGAAACACGGUUUACCGAAUAAAUACAGUGGAGCAAUCAUGGAAGGCUUCAGAAGAUUAUCCUCAUCUCAACAAAACAUUGUGGCAAUUAGGGUUGGAGAUGAUGUAGAAGAGAAAGAACAUGAAGAACUUACAAAGGAAGAAGAAUUGGAGGCAAAGGAGGGUCGUAUAGAAGUAAGAAAAAUAUUCAGUUUUCUUCAAAUUCUCACAGCUUGUUUUGGUGCCUUUGCUCACGGUGGUAAUGAUGUGAGUAAUGCAAUUGGGCCUCUGAUUGCCUUGUGGAUAAUCUACUCCGAUGGUUCAGUACAGCAGACAUCAGGCACACCACUGCUUAUCUUACUGUAUGGUGGCUUUGGUAUUUGCUGUGGUUUAUGGAUCUGGGGACGCAGGGUGAUCAAAACUAUGGGGCAGGACUUAACCAACUUAACUCCUUCAAGGGGUUUUGCUAUUGAACUGAUGAGCGCCAUCACUGUUCUUGUUGCUUCUAAUCUCAGCCUUCCCGUUUCUACAACGCAUUGCAAGGUUGGAGCUGUUGUAGCAGUAGGUUGGGUAAGAGGAAGAGAAGCUGUUGAUUGGAAAAUAUUUCGAAACAUCAUUUUUGCUUGGUUUGUAACACUGCCUAUCAGUGGUGGACUCUCUGCUUUGACGUUUGGUCUUAUACGUGCUAUCACUAAACUAUGAACUCUGUACUUUAUGUGGCUUGUCAUUUUUACUCUAUAUGUACCAAAGUACUGCUGUAUUGCUGCUGUAUUUUAUUGCGUCAAUUUUAGUUGGGAGUUGGCUUGUAACACUUGUUUUAUUUUCUGUGCUUCCUACGCCUCAUACAAGCAGUUCCAUAUGCUUUUAUUUCGAUUUUAUGAUUCAUAAUUGUGGAUUUUUAAGAUUCAUAAUUGCGGAUAAAUUCUAGAAGUGUACGUGUUGGCCUUCCAGCCAUUCCUUUGCAUAGGUAUGGUAGAUCGCUACCAUUGGUAGACAUCACACCAGCUAUAUCAAGAUGUGCCCAUUUUACCCCUUGGUCAACAAAAUGGUGCAAGAAAGCUGCUGCAGUGCAUGAACCACCUCCCCUGCCACCAGUACCAACAUUGUUGAUAUCCGCAAGCUGUGAUGGCUUCACCUGACUUGAAUAAUGCUUUAACAAAGGCAUUCUCCACAUUCGAUCACCCGUGCUUUGCCCUGCCUGUCACAACACAUCGUUUUUCAAUAAAUAAAAAAGAAAAAAUU
Messenger RNA from Ciona intestinalis (vase tunicate), 2997 nucleotides. Lineage: Eukaryota; Metazoa; Chordata; Ascidiacea; Phlebobranchia; Cionidae. The record is from RefSeq and is a predicted model, not a curated record.